AUGUGUGAAGCGGAUGCCGAUGCACCCCCCAUCACCAGAGCUGACAAGUGCAAUUGGAGAUCGACGAGGCUGCUGAUCUGGAUCACUUGCCGCGAUGAAGACGGCGCCGACAAGCGUCGAAGAGGGAGCAAGUGAAGCUGCGAAAAGAGAUGGCAGAGCACGAGGUGCUUGAUGCAGCUGUUUGUUGGGACAACAUCGCACAAGCCGAGCCGUCGGUCAAGCACGACAAGUGA
Molecule: messenger RNA, 233 nt
Organism: Ceraceosorus bombacis
Lineage: Eukaryota; Fungi; Basidiomycota; Exobasidiomycetes; Ceraceosorales; Ceraceosoraceae
Source: the annotation of a GenBank genome assembly